CCCCACCGCACGCCAUCUUGGCUCGAGCAACGCUAAAAUACGAAUCUGGGCCCACUCUCCCGGGCCAUUUCGGUUCCUGCCGGAACAGUUUCCUGGACGAUAGAGGGAGGAGCCUGGCAUUUCUGGAAGUCGGAGGAACAGCCAGUCAAAGCCAGCCAGCAUCUGAGGCAGCGUAGGAACUGGAACAACGGUGGACGAAGGGUCGGCUGUGCUGGAAUACGAUAUAAUUUCAAUAUUCACAAACACAGACGGUGAAUGCAACAGAGUAGUCGUCGACAUGCACGUGAAGCUCUUCCAUUUGGGCUCGGGAAGCUGAAGCAUAUUGAAGCCCGGUCACAUUACGUUUUCGGUGGGAUAAGCCAUCUGUGAUACACUGGGUGUGCACAGCGCAAUAACGGCGCGAGCCAACCGGUUAUUCCAUCGACAGCUAGCUCAUAUUAACCCAGCUAGCCAACCAUUUUCGAAAGCCCCGUUAGCUUGCGGUGCAGGGAGCAUCUUGGUCGGUGCGGGAAGUGUCCGUGGAUGCUGCUGAGGGAGUCCUGUAUUUGGCAGUACCCAACAGUAAGGUUCAAACCCGAGGCAUGCAAAGAGGGGUGUUUUUCUGCAAGCGAGCGGGGAAAUCUCCACGCCCUGGGGUCUGGUCUGUGGUUACUAUUUAGCUAGCUCGCUGGCUAGCCAGCCUACCGGGAGAGUAGCUCAAGUGAAGGUGGGGCCGCGGAGUGACAGCCUUGGGCGCCAGCUAAUGUGGCUAGCCGGCUAACUUUGGGGGGUUUAUAUUACCAAGAGUGUGCAGUCUGGGACAAUAGUAACCUCAUUCAGCAAGAAAAUACGAUACCAUUGAUUUCCUUAAAAAUCCGUGUGGGUGGGAUAUCUUGAGGAGAGCAUCCUCGUUUACCUGAAUGACCAUGGCGGACGACGACGUGCUGUUCGAGGAUGUCUACGAGCUGUGCGAGGUGAUUGGCAAGGGUCCCUUCAGCGUGGUGAGGCGCUGCAUCAACAGGGACACGGGCCAGCAGUUUGCUGUAAAGAUCGUCGAUGUGGCCAGCUUCACUUCCAGCCCUGGUCUCAGCACAGAAGAUCUGAAGCGAGAGGCCAGUAUCUGCCACAUGCUGAAACACCCCCACAUCGUUGAGCUGCUGGAGACCUAUAGCUCUGAUGGCAUGCUCUACAUGGUCUUUGAAUUUAUGGAUGGAGCAGAUCUGUGUUUUGAAAUUGUGAAGAGAGCUGAUGCUGGGUUUGUGUACAGCGAAGCAGUGGCCAGCCACUACAUGAGGCAGAUUUUGGAGGCACUUCGGUACUGCCACGACAACAAUGUGAUUCACCGCGAUGUAAAGCCUCACUGUGUGCUGUUGGCCUCAAAGGAGAACUCUGCUCCAGUCAAGUUGGGAGGUUUUGGAGUGGCAAUACAGCUGGGAGAGUCUGGUUUAGUAGCUGGAGGUCGAGUCGGCACUCCCCACUUCAUGGCCCCAGAGGUAGUCAAGAGGGAGCCAUACGGCAAACCGGUGGAUGUCUGGGGGUGCGGAGUCAUCCUCUUCAUCCUCCUGUCUGGCUGCCUUCCGUUCUACGGCACCAAGGAGCGUUUGUUUGAGGCUAUCAUUAAGGGGAAAUACAAGAUGAACCCGCGCCAGUGGGCCCACAUCUCAGAGAGCGCCAAGGACCUGGUGAGACGCAUGCUGAUGCUGGACCCUGCUGAGAGAAUCACGGUCUACGAGGCCCUCAACCACCCCUGGCUGAAGGAGAGGGACAGGUAUGCCUACAAGAUCCACCUGCCUGAAACAGUGGAGCAGCUGAGGAAGUUCAACGCCAGGAGGAAGCUGAAGGGUGCAGUGUUGGCUGCUGUUUCAAGCCACAAGUUUAAUUCCUACUAUGGCGACCCCCCAGAGGAGCUACAUGACUUCUCAGAUGACCCCACCUCCUCAGGACUGCUAGCUGCUGAAACAGGGGCAGUAUCACAGGUUUUGGACAGUCUAGAGGAGAUUCAUGCAUUGACCGACUGCAGUGAGAAAGACAUGGACUUCCUCCACAGUGUCUUCCAGGAUCAGCACCUCCAUACCCUGUUAGAUCUUUAUGACAAAAUCAACACCAGGUCAUCCCCUCAGAUCAGAAAUCCUCCAAGUGAUGGAGUGCAGAGAGCCAAAGAGGUUCUGGAAACCAUCUCAUGUUACCCAGAGAACAUGGAGGCCAAGGAGCUCAGGAGGAUCCUCACACAGCCGCACUUCAUGGCUCUGCUGCAGACCCACGAUGUCGUGGCCCACGAGGUCUACAGCGACGAGGCGCUGAGGGUGACCCCCCCACCCACUUCACCUUACCUGAACGGAGACUCCCCAGACAGCACCAAUGGAGACAUGGACCUGGAGAACGUCACCAGGGUUCGCCUGGUCCAGUUUCAGAAGAACACUGAUGAGCCCAUGGGAAUUACUCUGAAAAUGAAUGAGCUCAACCACUGUAUUGUGGCCCGAAUCAUGCAUGGUGGAAUGAUUCAUCGACAAGGGACUCUGCAUGUAGGAGAUGAGAUCCGAGAGAUUAAUGGCAUCAGCGUUGCCAAUCAGACGGUAGAACAGCUCCAAAAGAUGCUGAGGGAGAUGAGGGGUAGCAUCACCUUCAAGAUUGUACCCAGUUACCGGUCUCAGUCCAUGUCUUGUGAGGUAGGGAAUCAAAAACACACACACUUGCAUACAUUUUUGCAUAUUCUACAAGGGGGUAACUAUUUUUUUCUGUUGCAGAAAGAGUCACCAGAUUUGUCCCAGCAGUCACCUGCAAAUGGUCAUGCUAGUGUUACUAGCUCCAUCCUGGACCUGCCAUCGACGAUCCAGCCCAAAGGCCGUCUGAUCUCCAGACCUGCUAUCAAGGACAAAUUGUCCAUCAAGAUUUACGUACGUGCUCAGUUUGAGUAUGACCCGGCAAAAGACGACCUCAUCCCAUGUAAGGAAGCAGGCAUUCGCUUCCGGGUGGGUGACAUCAUUCAGAUCAUCUCCAAGGACGACCACAACUGGUGGCAGGGAAAGCUAGAGAACACCAAGAACGGCACAGCAGGCCUCAUCCCCUCACCGGAGCUACAGGAGUGGCGUGUGGCGUGUAUAGCGAUGGAGAAGACCAAACAGGAACAGCAGGCCAGUUGUACCUGGUUUGGCAAAAAGAAGAAACAGUACAAAGACAAGUACCUGGCCAAGCACAAUGCUGUGUUUGACCAACUAGAUCUCGUGACGUAUGAGGAAGUGGUCAAACUGCCAUCGUUCAAAAGGAAAACACUGGUUUUGCUUGGUGCACAUGGAGUUGGUAGGAGGCACAUCAAGAACACACUCAUUACCAAACAUCCUGACCGCUUUGCCUACCCCAUUCCUCACACGACUCGUCCUCCUAAGAAGGACGAGGAGAACGGAAAGAACUACUACUUUGUGUCUCAUGACCAGAUGAUGCAGGACAUCAGCAACAAUGACUACCUGGAGUAUGGCAGCCAUGAGGAUGCCAUGUAUGGAACCAGGCUGGAGACUAUCAGGCAGAUCCAUACACAGGGCAUGAUCUCCAUCCUGGAUGUCGAACCACAGGCACUAAAGAUCCUUAGGACAGCUGAGUUUGCUCCCUAUGUUGUCUUCAUCGCAGCUCCCACCAUCACCCCAGGCAUGACUGAGGAUGACUCUCUUCAGCGGCUCCAGAAGGAAUCAGAGAUGCUGCAGCAGACUUACGCUCACUACUUUGACCAGACCAUCAUCAACAAUGAGAUUGAUGACACCAUCCGACUGCUGGAGGAGGCCGUAGACCUGGUGUCCACCACUUCUCAGUGGGUCCCUGUCUCCUGGGUCUACUGACAUACACUCAACGGCCAUUAGCUCAUCACUCUGAACGAUCCGACACGGAUGCUAAACUUUGGUCAAAUCCCCUUGAAUCACAUCUCUCUCAUCACAAUCGUACAUUUCUGUAGAUAAACUGUUGUUGAAAAAGAGGGAAAUGAAGAAACUAAUGACUGAUUACAGAGACUUCAUCCUGCCCCUACCCCCUUUUUCUCAACAGCCUCAAAAGGCAUAUUGUUGUGUACAUAUAUACAUAUAUACAUAUAUAUAUAUAAAUGAUAAAAAACUAAGUGAAUAUGGUUCUGUCCUAAUAUAGUUGAAGGGUGGGGAGUGGAGGGGCAGUCUGGUAGAUAUUUUGUACUUUUCUUUUGUAAUUGAUGGAUGGGUGGUAAUAUGGGAAAGGCAAUAGCGAGCAUGACCAUAAAGCAGUCUUAUGUGGGUGCCUGUGUGUGUGUGUGUGUGUGUUGACCUUUUAAGGCACUUCUUGUGGUACUCUGUGUCCUCCUCUCCAACAUCUCCUAAUCUCCUCGGCCCCUGUGACAAACAAGCCGAACUUUGAAGCACAUUAGAAGCUGCUAUAGUGGCGACAAGUAACUCCCUCAGCUCCACAUGCAAGUUUGAGCGAAGCAAAAAGCACAGGAAACUUGGCAGUUUCUUUCUCCCUCGGCCACUCCCAGCCCUUUAUUUAUUUCACCGGCCCUCUGUGCCUGUCAGUUUGUUGAAGGAGCACACUGCAUCCCUCUACGCUGUCUUUCCGUGUGUUGCUGUAGCCUGUUGUACCAUGCUUCCCUUCCCAACCUCUGACGGUCUUUGUUUACAUCUCAGUUUGCACAAAAUGGACAAUGAAGAAGACGUACUGCAUUUCGUCACCUCACAGUUUUCAUUUUGUCUUGCCUACUCUCUGGCUGUGUUUACCCCUCUCCCUUCAUACUUGAAUUGCUAAUCAGUGGUCAAUGGACCUGGAAUAUCGUUCUUGGGGCAUGAUCAGCUAUGGAAAAGCACUUACAUCCACCACUAAACAUGGCUCCUGAGCUGGAAGACAAAAAAAACUAACGGAAAAGGAGAAAAAUAAACUGCCUUAUCAGAGCCUCGGGGAAGAAGUCGGUAACACCUAUGCACACCCCUGGUUUCUGCCAGGCAGACCGCCACGACAACCAUUUUCUUCUUUCCUCACACUCAAAUAGUGAGCCACACUUGUUAAAAUUAAAGUGUUCAUGGCAAUGUCUGUGUGGAAGGGAAGAGCCUCACAUAGGUGGGAUAAAUCCAAUCCUAGAACAACCGUUAACUGUUGUCUUUAAAAAUAUAAGGAGUAUUCUUGUUUUGAGGGAGAGAAAAUAACUAAAUUUUGUGUGUAAAUGUUUCAAUGGUGCGUACGUCAUAUGAGUGAAUUACCAAGAGCCAGUGUAUAUUAAUCCUUAAAAGAAGCUCAGUAUGUGACAUAACCUCUUGAUGCUUUACCAGAAGUGGCACAACGCAGCCCCACCUACAGUAACUCAGUAUGCAGGCACAUCAGUUGAAGGGUCUUUAAAAAAAAUUAUUUAAAAAAAGUCAAUAUUUUCAACUGUGGUGUGGUUGCUGUUUUACACUUCAAGUAAAGUGUUUUCAUUUCAAGUCCUGUGUAAAUUACCUCUGCAAAUAACAAAAGCAGCUCUUCUGUAUGAAAUGUUGUUCUUUUUUUGUUAUUUCAUUUUUAAAAAAAUAUAUUUCCUUUUACGUGUUUAAAGUAAACUGCCUUCCUUCUGAUUCUUUUCUGAUGUGUGUGGGUAUAAUAAUUUUGUAGUAUUUUACAUACAGAUUUAGAAGUCCAACAGGGGUUUGCAAAACAAACAUUUCUGAAUAUUUUGUCAUUGUUCUUGUAACAAGUGAAAUUUGUCUAUUGGAUUUCUCAAUGAUCCGAUUUUAAUGAGACGCUCCCACAGACACGACGAUGUAAAUCUACUCUGUAUUCUAUGUCAUGCCCACAAGGAAAGCGUAAUGAAGGUCUAUAUAAAAUCACAUUCUUCUCAUAAAUAAUACAAUAUUG
Siniperca chuatsi (mandarin fish) is the source of this 5811-nucleotide messenger RNA. RefSeq names its product peripheral plasma membrane protein CASK-like. Gene Ontology annotation, molecular function: protein kinase activity; signaling receptor binding; ATP binding. Gene Ontology annotation, biological process: protein phosphorylation; regulation of neurotransmitter secretion. The record is from RefSeq and is a predicted model, not a curated record. The transcript has 27 exons. The coding region runs from base 900 to 3806 and encodes 968 amino acids. Gene Ontology annotation, cellular component: cell-cell junction; basolateral plasma membrane; plasma membrane. Lineage: Eukaryota; Metazoa; Chordata; Actinopteri; Centrarchiformes; Sinipercidae.